Heterostelium album PN500 is the source of this 897-nucleotide messenger RNA. Its product is annotated as SDR family NAD(P)-dependent oxidoreductase. Lineage: Eukaryota; Evosea; Eumycetozoa; Acytosteliales; Acytosteliaceae. The transcript is spliced from 3 exons. The record is from RefSeq and is a predicted model, not a curated record. Gene Ontology annotation, molecular function: oxidoreductase activity, acting on the CH-OH group of donors, NAD or NADP as acceptor. The coding region runs from base 1 to 897 and encodes 298 amino acids.
AUGUUAAAUAGAUCAAAUUUAUCUAUUUCAAUAUUAAAUAGAUAUUAUUGUAAAGUUAGUUCUAGUUCAACAGGUACAAUAUCAAACCUAUCAUGUUGGGGUAAAAAGGCACUUGUAACUGGUGGAAGUAGAGGUAUUGGUAAAGCAAUUGCACAAAGACUGGCAGCAAGUGGUGCAAAUGUUACAAUCCUUAGUAAAGAUCCAAUAUUAAACAAAGAAGUUGUCAGUUCAUUACCGAUCGUUCAUAUAAAUGGUGAUCUAAAUACCUUAGAAAACAAUGGUUUAAAUAGAGAUCAGCCGACCAACAGACAUAGUGGUCUUGUUUUUGACCUCUCGGUACCAUUAACAGGUGGUAGUUAUGAUGAGAUGUCACAAGCUUUAAAACAACAAAACAACGAUCAUCUACUGGAAUUCGAUAUACUGGUACACGCCGCAGGUAUCACUCAGAACGACCUAUUCUUUAGAUCGAAAUCGAACGAUGUUAGAACGAUCCUACAAGUUAAUCUUCAGACACCUAUCGAUUUGACGCGAUUACUGCUGAAACCAAUGAUCAAGAAGCAAUGGGGACGUGUUAUCUUCUUGGGUAGCGUUGUAGCUGAUCAAGGUAACCGUGGACAAUCGAUAUACUCUGCAUCGAAAGCCGGUCUAGUUGGUUUCUCAAAGUCAUUGUCACGUGAAGUAGGACAUUUCAACAUUACAUCCAAUGUAAUAUCACCGGGCUACAUUGACACUGAUAUGUCGGCACCCUAUAUAGCAUCACAAGGCGAGACACUCAUUGAAAGAAUACCACUCAAAAGAAUUGGAAAUGUUGAAGAAAUAGCAAAGGCUGCAUUAUUUUUAGUUGAAUCGAAUUAUAUUACUGGACAAGUUAUUAGAGUUGAUGGUGGAUUAUGGUGA